AUGUGGUUCGGAGAGAACGUUGCGCGGGUGUCCUUUUUCCGGCGCCCUAGUUCCGGAAGGUCGGUCCAGGGGCCUCCGCCGGGCCGCCACCUCUCCCAGGGCCGCGGGGCGAAACCGCGACGGCGCACCUCGGGGCGGGCGACAGGCGUAGGCUCUUUCGCCUCCGCUGUCCGAAACGUCCCCCUGCGCGACCCCGGGUCCCGGGCCGUCGGCGGGAGGUCAGGGAAGGGCCGCGCGGGCCGCCCUGGGGGUGAGGGGAUUUCCUCCCUGGCGGCCCCGCUCGGGCCGCCUCACGGCAGCUGCUCCUCCGGGACCCGCCCCUGCUCGGCCCCGCGUGCGGCAGGAGGGGCAGAGUCCGCGCGGCCGCGGGGCCGGGCGUUGGGCUCGCUGGGCCGGAGCAGCAGCGCCGCCUGCCGGGGCCUCGCGUUCCCGCGGUCGCUGCGCCCACCAAGACGCGCCCCACGCCGGCGAGGCCGCGGGUUCGCGCCUCGGAGCUGGGCUUCCACCAACACUCGGCUCCUCCGGGUUCAACGCAAAGUCUCUUCGGCCCCCGGCGGUCGCGGCGCCCGCCAUGGGAAACAGUAUGUCAACUCCAAACAAACUGUCCCCACGAAGGAAAGAUCUCGCCGGCGUCUCGGAGCCCGCCUUCCGCGUCUGCCCGUGUUUCGGCGGCCAUGGAGGGCUCUGGGCACGCGCCUCGGGCCCUCGCUCCGACCCGCGGGGCAGACGCCGCGGACCUCCCCGGGGAGCCCCCAGGCCGCGGGGAGACUGAGCCGGACAGGGGCGCGACCUUCUCGGCCAUGGCCGGGCCGCCUGCGGGAAACCGGCGCCGGCGGAGCGCCCCAGGAGGCCCUUGGCACCGGGGUGCGCUCUGGGCAGACUGAGGUGUCGGGGGAGGAUCCAGGCGCCCGAGGCCGGGUGGGACGCCAGCAGAUGCCCGCUCGUCCACUCCUCCGGAGCGCAAGAGGGAGCUGCGACCACCCGCGCCGCGCACGGGGCCUUGGCACCUGGCUGAGCGCGUCGCCCGAGAUAUUUUGGACAACUGGCUUAUCUGGGCACGGGCAAGAAGUUUUCUUCUGUCCGAAAGACUCCAAAACUAAAAUCCAGACGAUAGUUUCUCUGAGGUAGAGGUGGAGCAGGGCGGGGGACGACGACAAAAUUUCCGGCUGAGGAAACAGCUUGCUGCUUCUCUGUUUUGUCUGCUUUUAGAUUUGCAAAAGUAACCGCCCCCCCUCCCCCCGCUUUAUUCGUAAAUAGCGCUGAAAAUUCACGCACCGAACAGCUUCAGAGGGCGAGAUCAUUAGGUGAAUAGCUUUUUGGUUCUCCGCUCUGGCCACGUGUCACCCAAGAGGAGUUAUCAAAACACUCCAUGCAAUGCACACACACCUUACCAUAAUUCUGCUAGAAAACGGAGAAUGUGGCGAGGUCUGAAGAAAGUCUCAUUGUGUCUAGUUGUUGCUUUUAAUACAUUAGAUACACAAAGUGAAAGAACAAUACACUGAGUGUUUUUCAUGAGGAAAAGGCAGAGCCUGCCCAGGUCUGCGGUUUAGGCACUUAAUCCUUUUCACUGAUU
Molecule: messenger RNA, 1573 nt
Organism: Choloepus didactylus (southern two-toed sloth)
Lineage: Eukaryota; Metazoa; Chordata; Mammalia; Pilosa; Megalonychidae
Product: translation initiation factor IF-2-like
Exons: 4
Coding region: 1-1128 (375 amino acids)
Source: RefSeq, a predicted model, not a curated record